Molecule: messenger RNA, 829 nt
Organism: Spodoptera frugiperda (fall armyworm)
Lineage: Eukaryota; Metazoa; Arthropoda; Insecta; Lepidoptera; Noctuidae
Exons: 5
Coding region: 56-760 (234 amino acids)
Source: RefSeq, a predicted model, not a curated record
CGUCGGUUGGGAACUGUUAUAUAAAUAUACAGCUGAGACAACAUUUCGCCAUUUCAUGUGCAUUAAUACAGGGAAAAUGUUGUCGGCAUUAAACAUUGUUUUUUUAUUAUUCUGCGAAAGUGCUUUAAGUGAAAGGGUACUAUGUGCCUUCACAGAUGAAAAAUGUUUAACAGAAAGUUGCGAACGAGCCUUUAAGAAUUUCAUAAAUAGCAAGAGUGGAGUUGAUUCUUCCGACCCGAUGCAAUUGGAUUCAAUGACAAUAGAUUUGCCUAAAAUUAAAUAUGGUGCACAAAACAAUACCUUCUUGGGAAUGUCCAAUUGCCAUGUCGUACUAACUCGAAUUUCGACUGAAAGGAGUAAAUUUAUGUACAACAUCUCCUGUCCAAGUCUUAGUAUGAAGCUGGAUUAUGAUAUGAAAGAUCAACUAGGAUCUAAGAACGUCGAUGAAAAAGGAAAUUGUGUAGUCAGCUUUGAUGACUAUCUACUAAGAUUUGUGGGAGACUAUAGCCAAUACAACGGUAUUGACAACAAAAUUCAUCUUACAAUCAAAAGUUACAAAUUCACGCCUGACAACAAGGCAAGGGUGCAUUACGAAUGUAAAAAGCAAUCCAGUGGCGAUAAGCAAAACUCUACCGACUGGCGUGACACACAUCAACAAGCCGCAAAACAUUUGCUGCAGAGUUUCAUGGCAAAAUAUAUGAAUAAAGUUAAUCAUUUCUUGGAAAGCAAAUCGAGUGAUGAGAUAUUCUACCAGAAAUAACAAAACUUGCAAUUUGAAUUAUAAUAUGUGUACCUAUAUGUAUAGAAAUUAAUAAAUUACUGAUAUUUU